This is a messenger RNA of Mesorhabditis spiculigera, 2046 nucleotides long. Lineage: Eukaryota; Metazoa; Nematoda; Chromadorea; Rhabditida; Rhabditidae. The record is from the annotation of a GenBank genome assembly.
AUGCUCUCGCUUGAAUCGCCGCGUCUACUCCGGCGAUGUCUGCCAAACAGCCGACAAGGCUGCAACCAGCUCCAAUCCAUACUGAGCAAAAAGUGUCAGGAUACCAGGACACAAUGUACAGUUGCAGCUAUGCCCACCUCCCCGAAGCGAACUUCGGUAACGGCUUUUCGCAUCGGAACUAAGGAAAAUGUACAAUUCAUGAUGAAACUGUCGGAUUCGCAUGCUUUGCUUUACAUCCAAAAGCGUGGCUUUCGGACCCGUAAGGUUUCCGGGAUUGUUGGUUCGUCACGAGCAGAAGAAGGAGAGAAAGGCUGGACCUCAACCACAUUCUCAAAAUUGAUGGGGGUUGUCAAGAAGGAGCCACAGACGGCUCAAUACAAAGAGAAAUUAUCUGCAUAUGAAACGGAAAUCAAGAAACUUCAGCCAGAUCAUCAAAAAACAUUCAUGGAUGGCUAUGUGAAAAGCCUUCUACUCAAUUCGAAGAAAGAUGGCGAGAAUUCACCUCCAAGGGGCUUUUCAAAGUGGCUAUUCGGAUCGUAUACGUCAUUGUGCACAAUUUUAUGCUCGCUAUGGAUUGCCUACAAUCUGUAUGCCUACUUCUUCGGUGAGGGAAAGGGAUCGUCACCGCUCUCUGUUCUGUUCCAGUCGAGUCCCCAAGAACUGAAGCCGGAGGAGAUUCAAGUGACUUUUGAAGAUGUGAAAGGGAUGGACGAAGCAAAGGCUGAAGUCGAGGAGAUCGUGUCCUACCUUAAGGACCCUGACCGUUAUUCUAGACUUGGAGGUCGGCUACCAAAGGUGCCCUUCUUCCACACCUCCGGGUCAGAAUUCGACGAAGUACUGGUCGGCCAGGGCGCAAGGAGGAUUCGAGAGCUUUUCGAGAAAGCUAAGGAGCGAGCUCCGUGCAUCAUUUUCAUUGAUGAAAUAGAUUCGGUCGGAUCAAAGCGUGUCUCAAACUCUCUACACCCUUAUGCAAAUCAGACAAUCAAUCAGCUGCUCAGUGAAAUGGAUGGCUUUGUUCAAACCGCGGGAAUUAUUGUUAUAGCUGCAACAAACAGAGUUGAAGAUUUGGACAAGGCUCUUCUACGUCCUGGCCGCUUUGACGUGCGAGUUACUGUCUCAAAGCCUGACCUUCAAGGCCGCAAAGAUAUAUUUAAUCAUUAUUUGGCAAAAAUCGUCCAUGCCGAGAAUAUUGAGAUUCAGCCGUUAGCUAAGGGUACUACUGGAUUCACCGGGGCUGAUAUUGAAAAUAUGGUGAAUCAAGCGGCACUGAAAGCAGCAACUGAAGGAUGUCAGGAGGUGACGAUGCAUCAUUUGGAUGAGGCUAGAGAUCGCGUUCUGAUGGGCCCUGCUCGCUUGGCCGGCCGGAUCCCAGACGAGGAAGCGAACAAGAGUACCGCUUACCAUGAGGCUGGACAUACACUUGUUGGUAUGAUGACCCAAGACUCCACUCCUUUACAUAAGGUGACAAUUAUUCCAAGAGGUUCUUCGAUGGGUCACACAGCCCUCUUGCCGGAUAAAGAUUCUUAUCAAAUGACGAAGGCUCAAAUGUAUGCACAGCUUGAUAUUAUGAUGGGUGGGCGUGUGGCUGAGGAGCUGAUUUUUGGAAUGGACAAGGUAACUACUGGAGCUUCUGAUGACCUACGAAAAGCAUCGAUGCUUGCCACGCAAAUGGUCAAGCAGUUUGGGUUCUCGGAUCGGGUUGGACUCCGCGACUUUUCGAUCGACGAUGGUGGUGGACUGGUGAAGGUCAACGACCUGAGCCCACAGACCUCAGAAGCCAUCGACCAAGAGAUAAACCGGAUAUUGCAGGAGAGCUACAACCGAGCAAAGGAUAUUCUCACAAAGCAUAAGCGUGAACAUACAGCCUUAGCCGAGGCACUACUCGAGUAUGAAACGCUGUCAGCUGAAGAGGUCCGUGAUAUUGUGGCCGGCAAAAAGCUGAAACGCCCUUCUCCGGCUGUUGUAAAACGUAGCAACGAGACACGAAAAGCCCUGAAGCAUACCCCGCUUGUGCAAAUUCAUAAUAUGGGAGCCGAGAAAGACAAA